UCGACGCGGACGUUCGGUCGCGAGUUCCCGCGGGAGUGCCGAUAUUCCUCCUUCGAGUCGCGGUCCUUCCUUAGAUCGGUUCCCGAUCCGGGCCGCCGGGGAUCGAUCCCGAUCGGAAGUCCGUGCCCGCGAGUGCCAAACGGCAACGACGGAUGCGGAGGUGUGCCUACCCUCGACGCGCCCUGGAUACCGGUCCGGAUGGAUUAGCGGCUCGCCGCAGGUAAUUGCAUGCGAAGGGACCUCCGUCACGACCCGGCUACCAUGAUACAGGGCGAGCCGCGGAACAGGGCACGAAGGAGUCCCCCAGGGGCCGGAACGACCACCUCGACGUCAUCUCGGUCCGGAAAUGACUGUGACGAGCGUGGCCAUAGGCCCGGAUAGCCUCGUCGCAGCCCAAGCGAUGCUCGCCCCGAAGAGUCGACGCCUGCAGGAGGGGAUCGCUUCGGACUCGACGCUGCCCGUUCCUCGAGACGGCUACGACGCGCCGGCGAGCAAGAGCAAGAAGUCCUGGAGCGUGCGACUGCGACUAUGUCGACCGAGCCAGGGUCAGUAUCGAGGACGAGAGGUGCAGGAGGACCGCCAACAAGGACCCGAUUCCGGAAGGUCCUGGGGCACCAGAACCGUGAGCGCGGGUUCCGGUCUGCCCUGGACAUCGCACCCAUGGAUCUAUGGGAGUGUCCGAGGUGGAUCGGCGUUGGUGCCCAUGGUACCGAUGCCGGUACCAGGACCAACCGCCCCUGCAGGAUCUCCCUUGGCAGGCGCGCCGGUCUUGGUGGUCUGCUCCUGUCCAGAAUUCCUCAACGGGACGGCCAGGAAACUCGGAAACUGCAGGAAAUGCGGAGGACACCGACUGGCCGGUCUCCCCUUCGGAGGAACCUGCAGAGUUCCUUCCUCGAACGCGCGGUCCAGGCCCAGUCUCGCGGGUAUGUUCCGCCCACCUGCUGACGACCCCUACGACCUGGUGCGACGCGGUCGCCUGAUAGAGCCGAAAUCUCGAGCAAGAAGCAUAUCUCCUCGUCGACGAUCAUCCUUAAAAGACUCGAGAAGUCGGAGCAUGGCAAGGAACGCGUCCUACACGUCCGAGGGAACGUCGCCGACGACGGAGUGGUGCGACUCCGAGGACAACGACGGGGGAGACGACGAAGGCGACGACGUCGGUUCGCGCCCUCGCCUGGAAAACCAUCGGCAGGACUCGAUGGAGUCCUGGAGAACGGCCACGCCGGAUGCGAGCGAGGAAUCGAGCAAGACGAAACGCGAAGCGUCCGAGAUGGCGAUGUUGAUGUCGACGACGACGUCGGGGGGUCCGGAUGCGAGGAAGCCGAAGACGAACGGCUCGGUGGAUUUAAGGAGAAGCAUCCUGGAGUGCGACAUCAACCCCUACCUGCUGGUGAAGAAGGGGCCCGAGGGUAGCGACGUGGACGACUCGAGCGACGGGUUGUCCGACAACGCCUUGGAGCUGGACGAGCCUCCCUCGAGGAUCUUCGACCCUAGGAAGAUCAAGUCCAUCGAGAGAGUCCCCGCCGGGAAGGCGGUGGCCGCCAUCGGUGGACAGAGGAUCAGGCUCUUCAGCGAGCACAAGAACCUCGGCAAGGGGGACGACUCUUCCAUCGACGGGAAAAGCGACGAGGAGGCGGAGAAGAGGGCGAGGAGGGAGGAGGAACCGUCAGAGACCGACGUGGGAAACGAGAUGGAGAGUGAGGAGAGCUGGGAAACGAUCGGCGACGAGGAGCAAGAGGAACGGAGGAAGCCACCCGACCGUGAACGACUAAAGGGAAAGGAGAUCGGAAGGAAGGAAGAAUACCAGAGAGAAUCGCGCCUGGGGAACUCGACAUGCAAAGUGUCACCCACCAGGCCGCCCAGGAAGCCGAAGGAGGCCCGCGUCGUCACCCUGAAAAGCAUCCUGAAGACCGACAAGAUGGAGGGCAAGAGGAAGAGCGUGCUCUUCAACGUCGAUAACGUGAUUUUCGCCCCGAAGAAGCCGAGUCGAGAGGAGGAUAGAGAAUCCUUCUCGGGGUUGAAAUUCCCCAGGAGUCGCUUAGCAUCUCCGGACCAAGGACAAGAGGAGCAAGGGGAUCUUGAAGUUUCGAAGGAGCCGGAAAGGCCGACCUUCAUCUCGGUACCGAAUAUCAGGGACCCUGACAUUGGGAAGAGAUACGACGCGAAGAAUCCAUCCGAACGAGUUAUCAAGAUCGACAAGUUCCUGCCAGCUGGGAGGGCCAGGGUGAGGGAAGAGCAGAACAAGUCCACGCAGCAAGGACGAUCUCUGCGGGAUGAUACGUCUUCAGGGUCGCUCGUUAAGAGGAGGUCCAGCUCGAACGGGACUCUUCGAGUUGCGGCGACCCUAGAGAAGAAACCGACGCCGUCGAUUUACAUCUCCAGGACGGGCACCGCGACGAGAACCGCUCCGGAACCGCCGGUUAGGUCGGACAGCGGACGUGGAACUGGGAAGGUUACUUCCGAGACCAUGCCCAGCGAGAUCAAAAGUGCCGAUCCUGGGGAAAAGACUACUCUUCAAGGACAUCAAGUCCCCAGCCUCGAAGGUUCUCCCGGCAAGCUGGCCCUGAAGAGGAGCUCGAGUGACCGGAUUGCGAGGAAUGUGGAGCAGCCUUGCAAGGACACCGCCUCGAUGCAGGAUAACGUGCAGUCGAGCCUCUCGAAACAGGCGCCUUGGAAUUCUCGGAAUUUCAGGAAGGAAUCUGAAGAGAGAACAGAGGACCCGAAGAGCGCCAACCACGAAGACUCGAGCGGACACGUGGAGGAAGCGAUCGUAGCAAAUCCUCGAACGAAACCGGAAGAGAACAAGAGGAGAGAGGAAGAAACGUCAGAUUUCUUUCAAAUCCUUGAAAAGGAACCUGAAGUGGUACCACCUUCGCCGACGCUGUCGCGGUCUCCGUCCACCUUGAGUUCCUGUACCUCGUCUUCGGCUAUUCCAGACGACGUGGAAACGAAAACGUCCACGAGUCGCUUGCCGAUAGGCAGAAGAACACCUUCGCCGACGGUGAUGGAGUUACCGUCGAUCGACACCGCGGUUGUUCGAUCAAACGCGGAGCACUUUCCGAGGAUGAGACCCACCAGUUGGUCACCUCCUCCUGGGAGGGACCGGAGGUCGAUCAUCCAGAGCAACACCACCGAGUCUUUUAAUAAACACCCCGGCAUGGCGCCGCCUCGUUGGAGGAGGCAAACACGGCUGAAUCGCCAGAAUGAGGAGACACUGGUAGAUGCUGAAGAACCGAGGUCCUUUGGGGGGUCCAGGAUAGCGAUAGGCAACCUGGAUGGGACUACAAGGGAGGACAACGUCUGCAAGAUCACAGUCAGUCCCCCGGCCCAGCCAGCUCUGGUUCAUCACCUGAGAAUUGGACCUGGUGACACCUUGAAGAGUCGCCACAACGAGGGGGAACGCCGCACCUCGAUCAUGAUCAGCGCCGAUCGAGGCAACCCUACGGAUGCCGGGAAUGCGAACAAAGUCACCAUCAGCGUGGGUGGAGAAGACAGUCCUUGCAACCCUACGGUCAUCUCGGUGAACUCCGACCCCACCUCCGUCCCCAGAGUCCGGAGCUUCUCAGAGAGCAACCGCACCCUGGUCAUUCUCGAGAACUACAGAUCCAACAUAGUGGUCCAGUCGACGGCGGUGGAUGCCGAGGAGAAAGGGGUCGAGAAAUCCCUGAAGACGUGCUCCGUGUCGGUGGACUCCUCCUCGACCUCGAGGAUGAGCGUCAAAAAAAUCGAUGAGAAUGGAAAUGCCGAUUGCAACGAAGAAGAAGAUAAGGUUAAGGUUAAAGAGGAAGACGAUGAGGAGGGGUCUGGGAGGGAAAGCGCGACAAGGGAUGCGAGCGACGAAGUCGUCGAAGGGCCGAAGGAAGACAAGAGGGAGGGUCGAGUGCUGCCCUCGAAGAGGAAGAGGAAAAGGCGACGGAGGAGACGGAAGCAGAGAGACAAGGGUCGGAAGCAGGAGGACGAAGACGAGGACGAGGACGAGGACGAAGAUGAAAAAGAAGAGGAAGGCAUCGCGGACGUGGAUUGCCACAGCGAAGAGGAGGAGGAGUCCUCGGCGGAGAUCCUGAAGAGAUGCGCCGCACUCUCGAAAGAAGCCGCCAUUUCUAAACUGCUGGAGGACUCGCUUCGCAAGGCCAGGAUGAACGGUGAGAUCCUGAACGACAGCAGCGAGGAGGCCAUCCUGGAGAUCCUGAAGCAGACCCUGUUGAAGUCGGAGUCCCAGAACACCAGGAUCACGGCUUCUCAGGACGCGUCCGAGAAAGGACUUCCCGACGAGAGCCUCUUCCGCGAGGAAAAUCCUUACGAGAUCAUCAAGGAGCCCAUUUACGAGGAAAUUCCCGACGAGCCCCCUCCCUUGCCCCUGAGUCCUCCACCCGUGGAGGACCGCUUCAGGGACAGGAUCUUCCUCGAGGACGAGGCCCCGGGAACGAGAACUUCUUAUUAUUCCGAGAUCGACAAUGGCCAGUUCCUCGAGUCUUAUUUCCCGAGCACUCUUCUUGCAAAGGGGACGGACCUGGUUACGACUUCCUACAAGUCCGACGUCUCCGAGAACCUGACAAAGCCCAGGUCAACGGAUUCCUCAACGGAGCGGAAUCUGUCGGCCAAGUUCGAGCUCCUCAACUUCCUGAUCGACAACAAAGUCGAAAAGGACUCGUCUCCUCCGGCCGAGGACGAAGAGGCCGACGAAGGGGACGACCGCGUAGAGACCGAGAACGAGCAGGGCGAAGCCGAGGAGGAGGAGGAAGACGCCGAGGGCAUCCUGGAAGCUCUAUACGAGAGAAAGGAGACCACCAACCUUGGGAAUCUCAACUUGAAUUACAAGAACUUGCACGUCUCCAGCGUUUCCGACAGCAGUGAGGAGAACUCCUUCGCCCUUGCCAAGACUGGGGACACUUCGAAGAAACGAAAUGUGGACAUCGAACGUACCGACAGCGGAGUAGGAUCCGAGAGUAGCCAAGCUAGUAGUACCAGAGGUGACCUGGCCAGACGUCGAAGAACGGGAUGUUCCACGAUUGGUCCACCGACGACUUCCGUCAACUCGAAGCUCUGCGAAGAUUGCGAGCAGCGUCUCGAGCCCCUCGUAACAGAAAGCGGCGUCGUCUACGCGCCCUUCGUCUGCCGGAAGUGCUCGAAGAAGCGCGCAGAAAGGAAGGAGAUCAUCACCGAGAUCGUAGAGACGGAGCACAAGUACGGCAGGGACCUGCAGAUCAUCCUCGAGGAGUUCUACCGACCCAUGCUGAGAGCCGGGCUGCUGACCAGGGAACAACUCUCCGCCAUCUUCCUGAACGUCGAAGAACUCCAGGAACACAACGUCGUCCUCGCUCGGAAAUUGAAAACUGCCGUCGAGCUUGCCCAGGAAUCCGGAGACGAGGAUUUAGUCACGGUGGACGUCGGCGAGAUCUUCCUCGAGUCUGAAAAAAUGUUUCGGGCAUUCGAGAGGUACUGCACUCGCCAGGGCAACGCGAGCUUGUUGCUGCAGAACCUGGAGAAGGAGAAGGAAUUGCUGAGGAUAUUCCUCCGGGUGUCCCAGAUGGAGAACGCCGUCCUCCGCAGGAUGAACUUGAACUCCUUCCUCAUGGUACCUGUACAAAGAGUAACCAAAUACCCUCUGCUGCUGGCCCGCCUCUCGAAAACGACGCCGCUGGUCAGGUCGGAUAUUCAAGAGGCAAGGAAGAGGCUGAAGCAGGCUCAGGCAAACGUCGAGAUGCACCUGGAGCACAUGAAUGCCAUAGCGAAAGACGUGACGUCCACCAAACUGUGGCGGAGGAUAUCCAUUAUUCAGCACAACAAACGGUCCGCCGAGGAGCAGGACACGGUGAACAUUAAACUUAGAAGGAUGGCGGUUCGCAUCCUGGAGUGGGACCACGAAGAAGCCAGGUUCGUCCUCGAAGGACGACUUCUAGUUGCUCAACCUACGGAUAAUAAUUGGCGACGAGGACGCACCGUCAAGCUCGUCCCGGUUAUCGCGAUGCUCGUUGUCAAUGGAAAACCAAAUCCUGCCCUGCUCGACUCGGCCGAGGAGACUAUUCUUCCCAAACAAUUCGGAGUCAAAGAAGCGACCUUACUCCUGGUGAAAGAAAAAAUCGGCCGAUACUCGUUACUGAGGGAGCCGCUUUGCCUGGACAGGUGUAUCGUUUGCUGCGAGACCGACCUCGAGGACUACUUCGAGAUACAGGAGCUGUCCUCGAAGGAGACGUUCAUCUUCAAGGCCGACGACGAAGCCAAGACGAAGAGGUGGUGCAGGACGCUUCAGGUUCACGCUCAGUCGCUCGGCGCUUGGCGUCGUCGACGUGGAGCCUUACCGAAUAUCAUGAUUUGCGGCAUCGCUAGGCACUAGUCAGCGAAUUUUGACAAAUGCUCCGGAAACGAGGGAAAGGUGCCUCGGUUUCCACGAGCAAUUAUUUCCGUCCUAGCGCUCGAACGAGGUUUUCGGGCGUGGCUUUAGGCACGCAUUUGUAUAGACAUUUGUGCAACGGUGAUCGCAACGCGACACGUAGGACAACGACGAUGACGGUAAUGGUACCAUAGGUGAUAGUAAUAUAUGCGUACGUUAGACAUGGGAGAGAUAAAAGCCGUCGCGUUAGCCUCGAAAGGAAGAGUAGCUGUGAUAUCGGUCGAUAUACUGGGAGUUCGCAACUAAUGUUAGGUAAGGGUCUUCUAAAUGUGCAUUUUUUAUGGACGCGAUAGUUCCCUUCCCGUAUCUUUUUUUUCUCCUAGAAAUCUGAGAUACGUGGCAAGGAUUUCUCCAUAACGCCGGAAAUGGGGCAAUGGUUUUUAAGAUUAAAAACGUGAUGAAAUUAUAUGGAUAACUGGCGCCAUCGCGUGACCAGUUGGGGUAAUUCCGAGCGUACACGCUUUUCCGUCCUUCCUGCUCUACGAGGGCGCGAUUGUAAAAAGGAUUAACAGUAUUUUUCGCAUCGUUAACAUUAUCGUACGAUUAGCAACUCGCGUAUAUUUAUGUGUAUGUACGUAACUAAGCAGGAAUUAGAUCGAGGUGGUUCCGAAUUACAACGUACGAAUGUUAUGUACAAGAGUAUACGUGUGGAUGUAUACGUUAUACCGCAUUUUAUUUAAGCUUUAAUCUGUUGUACAUACACACGUUUACACCGAGCUCGUACGGCUCUACGCGCAUUGAAACCACUACCAUACUAAAGUGUGACAGAGCUUACGUUUUAAUAAAAACAAGAAAACGAUA
Messenger RNA from Orussus abietinus, 7189 nucleotides. RefSeq names its product titin (gene RhoGEF64C). The record is from RefSeq and is a predicted model, not a curated record. Bases 347 to 6331 code for a protein of 1994 amino acids. The transcript has 14 exons. Gene Ontology annotation, molecular function: guanyl-nucleotide exchange factor activity. Gene Ontology annotation, biological process: positive regulation of Rho protein signal transduction. NCBI's taxonomy places the organism in Eukaryota, Metazoa, Arthropoda, Insecta, Hymenoptera, Orussidae.